UUUUUUUUUUUUUUACAAAAUCCCUCACAAUGUCUUCACUCGGAUUUUUUUUUAUUUUGCAUGUGACAGAGCAUACUGUCAUGAUACUCCUGAAUAACUGCACACGGAGGACUUUCAGUGAGAGGGUUCACGUGUUGUGUUGACUAUUUAAAACCGCUGAUGGUGUCAUGGCAAAGCUCUGAAUUAAGUGAUCCAACAACUGCGAAUGAGGCCUGCUGGUGCUGGCCCCCUGCCUCCUCUCGGCGUUCUGCUGGACGACACGGCCGAGUUAAUUACUGCAGCCCCCUCUCUGUUAGAGGGCUCAGGCUUAAAUUAUCACCUCUAAUGCACCCCUGCACAUGGCAGCAACACUCUUGUGCCCGGUUGUUUGCAUUGUUAGCCACAUUCACUCGUAUUAAGAAACAACUUAAUACCGUGCCCUGCAGAAGUAUUCACACCCUUGAACUUUUAUAAAUUGCGUCAUGUGAAUACCACAGCCUUUAAUGUUUUAGAUCUAAAGAGAAAGAAAGUGAUUGGUUCAAAAUCUGAAGUUGUUCAAACUAAAACUUUAUUGUUUGCUUUUGUGUAUAAUUUUGUUUAUUCCUUUAUUACACUACGUUCAAACUCAAACUGCUUAGAACAAAGAGCACAGUCAAAGUUCAGACCUAAAUUCAUUUAAGCACCUAUCUCAAGACAUGAAAACCGGUUUUCACACACGAUUUCCAUCAAAUCUGACUCAGCUUUAUCCACUUUACAAACCCUCUUUUUGUGCAAAGUUGGUAGAAAAAUACACCAAAAGACUUGCAGCUGGAAUCAUAGCAAUAGGUGAUCCUACAAAUUCAUAAGUCUUGAGGGCUGAAUAAAAAUGCAUGCCACACUUGUCAGAUUUUUAUUUGUCAAAAUACUUUAAAAAAACCAUGUACACACCAACUUCCUUUUUAGUUAUUUUCUACUUUGUGUUUAAGUAUUACAUAAACUCAGUAAGAUACAGAGAUGUUUAUGUCACAGUGACAAAAUGUGAAAAAGGGACUGUAAGGUCAAGACCCUGUAAGCUGGUUCCGGAGUUUUACAUCUCGAAGACAUUUGGAGUGUUCGCCAGAGAGCACAAAUUAGGUUGUGGGGUAUUUGUAGCAACCCUUCAUCCCCUGAGAUCAAAGCAGAUCUGUGUCUGAGCUGCAGAUAGCGUACCUGCUCAGGGAGAAGCUCUGCUGGGGAAACAAAGAUGGGUGGUCCCAGUCAUCUCUCAUCUUGACACAACACAAACCCACCCUGCUAACUCCUCCACACCCAUUGUUUCUUCAUCUGAAGCAGAAUCUGCCUUUGAGAGGAAUGCCAUCUGCUUUAUCUGCUGUUGGCUGAGAGCAUGUCAUAUGGCUUUUAGGGAGGGAAUAUUGUAGAGGCUGAUAAAGCUGGUGGAAAUUAAAUAUUAUGCUGGUGAUGAAAGGAUUUUGCUCUGGUGAAGCAUAUGCUGACUGCUCUUUCAUCUUUGUGUUUUAUCUCUGUGUUUCAGAAGAUUGCACAAAAAAAAACACGCAGACUGGCUCUUCUGGUCCUUCUGUGUUUCAUCCCAUCGUAUUGUUACCUUAGUGCAUCCGCCCCCAACAUCACUGCAGAUCUAUUCAUAGCUCCUUGUGUCUAAUUUCAGCAUCCAGCCCACUUUUCUUUUUUUUUUUACUAAAUUUCUCACAGUUUUUGCUCAAUUCACUCAUCCAGAAAAGCACAGCUGUGUCACACAGUCGUUACAGAGUUACAACUAUCCAUCUCGCACCCACUUCAUACUGAAUCCCUCAUUUGUUCCUCUCGUCUUUAUUCUGUGAUCUCUGCUGCUCCUUGUCUCUGGCCAGUAUGUGGUCCAACUUCUUUGUGCAGCAGGAAGAGGAGGGCCGCAUGGGGGUCGCAGGGGGCGGUCAGGGCGGGGGUCUGGCCGGAAUGAAGGGUUUUAGAGGAGGACAAAGAAGGACCAACAAGAUGAGUGACAGCCAGGAGGGUAAGAUCAAGCUGGUCUUUUUUGUGGCGAUCGUUGGGGUGACCCUGACGGUGCUGGGCAUGGGAACAGAGUUCUGGGUAGAGCUGGCCCAGCCAAAGAAUUACAGCGGCAACCAGACCUGCCAGAUGGCCCACUACGGCCUGUGGAAGGGCUGCAUCCGCACCCUGUGGGUGGCCGACAUCGACCCGGAGAGGACGAGCUGCGGCCCUGCUGAACUACCUGGAGAAUCCAACUGCACCUACUUCAAGUUCUUCACCUCUGGGGAGAACGCAGUCAUAUUCAAGAAGACGACCAACAGAAAUUUGAACCUAGCAGCAGCCAUUUUGGCUCUUUUGAGCCUGACCAUGAUGGUGAUGGGCUCCAUCUGUAUUGCUAUGUCGCUCAACAAAGGAGUGCCCUUCUUUCUCAAACCAGCUUCCUUCUGUUUCAUCCUAUCAGGUGUUCUGGUUCUCCUGUCGGUGCUGAUUUUCCACCAGUCUGUACUGGCUUUGCUGUCCAGUGACCACUCCAUACCUCUUCACCACGAGCUGUCUUGGUCUGUCGCCUGUGUCGGCUCAGCUGGGGCCAUCCUCAUUAUUGGAGGUGUCCUGUUCAUCUUCCUUGCUCUCCCUUUUAGUCCCUGGCAAAAAUGCUUUCCACACAAGGAUAGCACCACCUAGCCCUUAAAAUAUGAAUACUGCAAACGAUAUCCUCAGUAUUUGUUUUGAGGAAGCGAACACCAAAUUCCAACAGCUGUGACUUUAAGCUUGCAUUUGGUAUGUAACUUGUCAUAAAAGACACACUAGGUCUUAACUGAAUUUGAGAAGAGGAAUGAAUGACACAUAAAACACAGGAAGGCCUCUAGACUUAGGAUUUUACAGUAAUCUUUGUUAUGUCAGUAAUGUGUAGCGAUAAAGAUGAAACGACUCUUUUAGAAUUAAAGCCGAAUCACAAAUAAACCAAUAUGUCUUUGCAUGCCAAAAGCUGUAAAACUGCAAAUAAAUAUUCUAUUUUUACUAA
This is a messenger RNA of Xiphophorus maculatus (southern platyfish), 2965 nucleotides long. RefSeq names its product calcium voltage-gated channel auxiliary subunit gamma 6 (gene cacng6b). Lineage: Eukaryota; Metazoa; Chordata; Actinopteri; Cyprinodontiformes; Poeciliidae. Gene Ontology annotation, biological process: regulation of calcium ion transmembrane transport via high voltage-gated calcium channel. The record is from RefSeq and is a predicted model, not a curated record. Bases 1825 to 2625 code for a protein of 266 amino acids. Gene Ontology annotation, molecular function: calcium channel regulator activity. The transcript is spliced from 4 exons. Gene Ontology annotation, cellular component: membrane; L-type voltage-gated calcium channel complex.